AUGGUUAUCACCUCUAUGACUCCUCCCUGCGUCUUUUUCCUUGAACGCCUUCCUCAGGACUGCAGCACUAUAGAUGCUAUCCAUGCUGUCCGAAUCCUCCUGGAGAAACAUCGAGAGAAGAACCGCAGUGUGCAUCUUGCUUUUCUCGAUCUCGAGAAAGCUUUCGACCGUGUCCCACAUGAGCUGUUAUGGAUGUCCAUGAGGUCGCAUAGAGUACCAGAUGAAUAUGUGCGGUGGACGAAGCUACUUUAUGCGAAGCCUACCAGCGUUGUACGAUGUGCUGCUGGAACAAGAAGGCCAUUCCCUGUAGAAGUAGAGGUUCACCACGGUUCAUCCCUCUCACCCCUGCUGUUCAUACUGUGCAUGGACACGAUAACGAAGGAAAUCCAGAAGCAGCACCCGUGGACUCUACUCUUUGCCGAUGAUGUCAUGCUCGCGUCGGAGUCUCGAGGUGAUCUUCAGAAACAAGUACAGUCUUGGAAGGAUCGGCUGCAGAAAUAUGGAUUGCGCCUCAACACAUCAAAAACUGAGUACAUGGAGUGCGGACCAAGGAUAGAGGAUGGUUCAAUUCGUGUCGAUGGUACCGAAUUAAACAAGGUGAACUGUUACAAGUACCUUGCAUCCAAAGUGACUUCCACAGGCGACAUUGAUCAAGAAGAUCGAGCACGUGUUAAUGCGGCAUGGAUGAAAUGGAAAAUGGCAAAGUCCCUGUUCGACUGA
This is a messenger RNA of Necator americanus (New World hookworm), 720 nucleotides long. RefSeq lists its product as uncharacterized. Lineage: Eukaryota; Metazoa; Nematoda; Chromadorea; Rhabditida; Ancylostomatidae. The record is from RefSeq and is a predicted model, not a curated record. The transcript has 2 exons. Bases 1 to 720 code for a protein of 239 amino acids.